Salpingoeca rosetta is the source of this 511-nucleotide messenger RNA. RefSeq lists its product as uncharacterized. Gene Ontology annotation, molecular function: D-tyrosyl-tRNA(Tyr) deacylase activity. The transcript has 6 exons. Gene Ontology annotation, cellular component: cytoplasm. Bases 20 to 481 code for a protein of 153 amino acids. Lineage: Eukaryota; Choanoflagellata; Craspedida; Salpingoecidae. The record is from RefSeq and is a predicted model, not a curated record. Gene Ontology annotation, biological process: tRNA metabolic process.
GCAUGAACGACAAACAACCAUGCCUGUCACGGUUGUGUUGCAAAAGACAAACGGCGUGGAGUUGCAGGUGGAUCCUGAUGAGGAUGAGUGGGUGAAGAUUGGCAAGGGGGUCAUCAUCUUUGUGGCCUUUUUGAAAGAUACCACUGCCGACCAGCUCCCAGCCAUUGUGAAGAAGUUGCUUCAUCUCAAGUACUGUGAGCGGGCGAGCAUCCUGGAACAGCGGCGGGACGUGCUGCUUGUGCCCCAAGCAACGCUCGGUGGCAAGAUCAAGGGCAAACAACUCCAGUAUCAUGGGAAUGUGUCAAAGGAUGAGGGGCGGGACCUCUUCAUGGCGCUGAUUGCGGAGUUUCAAAAACAGUUGGAAGAAGCAGGUGUGGGUGACAGCAUCACCUUCAAGCAUGGAACUUAUGGGAAUAUUCAGCGCAUGCGAAACAUGAGUAACGACGGCCCCUUCACACACACCUUCACCUUCCCAAGUUAACUGACAGUGCAUAAACGCCACACAACACCG